This is a messenger RNA of Argentina anserina (silverweed cinquefoil), 1625 nucleotides long. Its product is annotated as protein NRT1/ PTR FAMILY 4.2-like. Gene Ontology annotation, biological process: transmembrane transport. Gene Ontology annotation, molecular function: transmembrane transporter activity. The record is from RefSeq and is a predicted model, not a curated record. Gene Ontology annotation, cellular component: membrane. Lineage: Eukaryota; Viridiplantae; Streptophyta; Magnoliopsida; Rosales; Rosaceae.
UCAUAAUAAUUAAUAGUAGUAUAAGCUCGGAAACUUGAUCACUUGAGGGCUUAGAGAUGAGUAUGGAGAUAGAUAUCUACCAGAAAGAGAAUGAGGAUCAGUAUGUUGAUUGGAAAGGAAGAAAGGAAAAUUUUAAAAUCCAUGGUGGAAUUAGAGCAGCUGCCUUUGCAUGUGUUGUUGAGGUCUUGACCAACAUGGUGUUCUUAUGCAAUGCUAGUAACUUUGUCACACACUUCACUAAAUCAAUGCAUUACCCGCCAGCUAAAUCAGCAAAUAUGGUCACCAAUUUCAUGGGUUCCUCUUUUAUGCUCACUAUAUUGGGAGGCUUUAUCAGUGACUCACUCUUCACUAGAUUCACAACCUUCGUCCUUUCCUGCAUGAUCGAGUUGCUGGGAUUAAUCUUGCUGACAAUCCAAUCACAAAGCACAAGGUUGCGGCCGGCGUUGAAUCUUAAGCCUUCUCAGUCUCAAGCAGCAAUUCUGUACACUGGCAUUUAUGCCGUUGCUGCAGGUGCUGCUGGAAUCAAUGCCAACUUACCUGCACAUGGUGCUGAUCAGCUUGAUCACAGUAACCAGAGACAGAUCUCUUCCUUCUUCAACUGGUUUUUCUUUUCCUUGUAAACUGGGGGACUCAUUAGCGCAACUGUCAUGGUCUGGGUGGAAGAGAACAAAGGUUGGAAUUGGAGCUUUCCCAUAACAGUUAUAGUUUUGAGCUUUGCACUUAUUCUUUUCAUCAGUGGAAGUCCAAUCUACAAGCACAAACGACCUACUGGGAGUGCAUUAACAAGGAUCAUCAAGGUACUUACUACUGCUGCUCGAAACUGGAAAGCCGCACCGGACGAGGGAUUGGGGAACCAGCAUGCAGUAGCUGCACUCAACCUGAACAGAGCCGAUGGUGAUCACAAGUUUAGGUUCCUGGACAAAGCAUUAAUAGACAACAGUGUCAAUGCAGCUGAAGUAAAGGAAGCAAGAACUUUCCUUGGCUUUUUACUUAUAUUUGCAAGCACAAUCAUGAUGAACUGUUGCCUUGCUCAACUUCAAACAUUCUCUGUGGUACAAGGGAGCAUAAUGAAUAGAAAACUACAUAACUUUGAAAUUCUGACUCCGUCAUUAACAGUAAUCCCUCUGAUCAUCAUGCUAUCCUCCAUUCCCCUAUACGAACGAUUGAAUUCUGUGAAAAACAUCAUUUUCAAACCGCUCUGGAGGAUCGGACUAGGGCUAGCACUAGCAUCAGGCUCAAUGGCGAUAGCUGCUCUAGUCGAAGCUAAGAGGCGCAGAGCUGCUGAUAACAAUGUGAUAUCAAUGUUUUGGCUCGGGUGGCAAUUCUUGUUCCUGGGAGUGUCUGAUAUGCUCACUCUUGGAGGAAUGCUCGAGUUCUUUUACUCUGUGGCACCUAGCAGCAUGAGAAGUAUGUGCACUGCUUUAUCAUGGUGCUCAACAUCAAUGGGGUACUUCUUGAGCUCAGUGCUGGUUUCCACAGUAAAUUCAGUUAGUGGAAGAUAUGGGAAAGAGUGGCUUGGAGGAAUGAAUAGGAAUCAUGGGCGCUUGGAUCUGUUUUACACACUUCUGAGCAUUCUCAACUCUCUCAAUUUUCUGAACUACAUGUAUUGGGCCAAGAGGUAUUAG